CUACACCUCACUCUAAUCGGGCACACGCCCCAAUCUCACCUCACAGCCCAAGCGGCGCGGGCUACAACCCUCCUCUUCCACACCCAACAUACAACACAACAAUGGACUUCUACACUUCCCCCCACAACCACACCAAGAACCCCGGAUCGGCCGUCUCCCCAACCGCAUCCGCAACCACAUCAACCCGCGAACCCAAGCUCCAACUCCCCUCGACCACCGACCCCCCGGGCCCCUCGAACCCCCCGAAGCCCCUCGUAUGGCUCAUCUUCGGCGCAACAGGCCACAUGGGCCGGUCACUCGUCAAAACGGCUCUAUCGCGAAAUGACCUCGUCAGCGCAGUAGGCCGCACCUUCGAAACCACCCCGGCAGCCAUGUCCAAGCUCGAAGAAGAACACCCCAACAAAUGCCUCGGACUACUUUGCGACGUGCGAGCGCGCCCCACCGUCCAACGCGUCAUCGACGCCACGAUCGCGCGCUUCGGGCGCAUAGACAUCAUCGCCAAUUGCUCCGGGUACGGUGUAAUCGGGGCAUGCGAGGACCAAGAUGAAUACGAUAUCCGGGACCAGUUCGAGACGAAUUUUACAGGCACGCUGAAUAUGAUUCAGUUGUCGUUGCCGCACUUUCGGGAGCGCGGGGCCGGGCGGUACUUGAUCUUCAGUUCUACGUCGGGGGCUCUGGGAGUGCCGGGAUUGGGGCCGUACUGUGCGAGCAAGUAUGCGGUUGAGGGCUUGAUGGAGAGUAUGCUCUAUGAGGUGGAUCAGUUCAAUAUUAAGACGACGCUCGUGGAACCGGGGCAUAUGAGACGCGAUGAUGUGGGGGAUUUGGUGGGAGGUGGAGAAGAGAGUAUCUUUGGCGGUGGUGAGUAUGGCGUGGACGAAGAGCAGGAUAAUGCCAAUAAGUUGGCGCUGGGGUCGCCGUUACCACUUUAUGGCCAUUUCUUGGUCAAGCCGCCGAGUGAGCCGUAUAAUACGCCUACGUCGCCGGCGGCGCAUGCGAAGCGCAUGCUUAUGUGGUUGGGGGAUAAGCAGCCGGCGAGUGCGGUUAAGGCAGCGCAUUUGGUGUGGCAGUUGGGGCAUUGUUCGUAUCCGCCGUUGAGGUUGAUCUUGGGGACAUAUGCGGUGGAGAGUAUUCGGGAUCGCUUGAAGUGUAUUAUCGAGGAGAUUGAGGAUUGGAAGUAUCUCAGUUUUCCGACGGGGGAGCAGCAGGGGCAGCAGCAAGGGCAGGGGAAGGAUAAGGGCCCUGCUUCUGUGUCGGGGGGCCGAGAGGGCGAUGAGAUGGAUGUGAAGUGA
Molecule: messenger RNA, 1289 nt
Organism: Aspergillus costaricaensis CBS 115574
Lineage: Eukaryota; Fungi; Ascomycota; Eurotiomycetes; Eurotiales; Aspergillaceae
Product: SDR family oxidoreductase
Exons: 1
Coding region: 102-1289 (395 amino acids)
Source: RefSeq, a predicted model, not a curated record